GAACAUUUUUUUUGCCUUAAGAACAUCACAGAGCUUCUUCAACGCUGCUGCAAUUUCUUCAAUUAUAUUACUAUUAAGGGUUAAUUUUGAACAAAAAUAAUUAAAUAGCAUGUUGGUGUUGGUAACGCAUUAGAUGUAGAUAAGGUGUGCAAAUCGAUUAUUUUUCAUAACAUUUUAAAGUCCCAUAGUUUUGGGGACCAAAUAAGUAAUUAGGUUUCAGGGCCUAACAUUCUCAGGAAUAGCCCUUGUGGUAGGUGAAGAAUUUUACGGAAUUUCCUUAACAAUGCUUCAAGACUUUUUUUUCUAAGCAAAAAAGUUUCUUCAAUUAGUUUUAAUAUGUUAUAUAAGACUAGGUCUGGAACUUUUAUCCGAGAUUCGGAUUCGAUCCGUGAUCCGAUCCAGAUCUGAUCCGAAAAUCCGGAUAUCCGGAGAGGCCGAAUCUGGAUCCGGAUAGUAAAAUGUUGGAUCCGUCAAAGCCGAAUCCGGAUCCGGAUAUUUUGAUUUUUUAGUCUGGAUAUCCGGAUCCGUAAAUUUUAUUAAUAACUAUUUCAAAAAUAGUAAUAUCUAUAUAUAAAAACUAAUUUUAUUUAAUAUAUUUUCAUUUUUAUAAUAGUAUAUAUAAAUUUUAUGUAAAUUUUGUAAUAUUAUACAUAGAAAUAAUUAAAAACAUUAUAUAUUUUUUUAUUUUAAAUUAUUGUUAAUAUUUUAUAUAUAUUAAUAUUAUUUUUUCUUUAUUUUAAGGAUUCAAAUCCGGAUCCGGAUAUCCGCCGGAUAUUAUAAUUUUUAGAAGGAUAUCCGACACCCGGAUAUCCGCGAACCCCGGAUCCGGAUAAGAAUAAUAAAAUUAUGGAUCCGCCGAAUAAGGAUCCGGAUAUCUUAAAAUUGCCCGGAUACCCGAUCCGUCCCAGGCCUAUAUAAGACCACUAUUCAUCUUCUCAACUCUCUCUCAGCUUGAGCUUCUCUUUCAUACUAAACAACUCAAGGCUUCAAAACUUUAAUAUCGUUAAUACGCCGUCGGUUUACUCUUAAAUUCAUAUUGUCAUCUUACCAUCAUUAACAAAAUGCAAGCCGCUACGUCGUGGGAUCUCAAGUUCCGAUCAACAAAUCUGACGGCUAGUACUGCACGUUCCACCAACGCGAUGUCAAAGCACGUGAAUUUCCUAUGCGGUUACAGGUCGAAGAGGUUCAGCUUCCGCAACGGCGUCUCCGUGAGCCGAACAGAUUGGCAAAGCUCAUGCGCCAUUUUAGCAAGCAAAGUUGCUUCCGUAGAAGAUCCCGGUGGUUUAGCUGACAAAAUCGCCGUCGUUAAUGGUCACAAGAACAGCUCCGUCGAUCUCAGCCUCGUUCACGUCGAGACAACCAACGGAAAACUAUCCCAGGUUCAACCGUUAACGAUCACCGAUCUAUCUCCGGCUCCGUUGCAUGGGUCUAACCUCCGAGUAGCUUAUCAAGGAGUUCCCGGAGCUUACUCAGAGGCAGCCGCCGGAAAAGCAUAUCCAAAUUGCGAAGCCAUUCCAUGCGACCAAUUCGACGUCGCUUUUCAGGCGGUGGAGCUUUGGAUUGCCGAUAGAGCCGUUCUUCCCGUGGAGAAUUCACUCGGUGGUUCAAUCCACCGGAAUUACGAUCUCCUCCUCCGUCACCGUCUCCACAUCGUGGGCGAAGUUCAGAUUCCAGUCCACCAUUGUCUCCUCGCGUUUCCGGGUGUCCGAACAGACUGCGUCUCGCGAGUGAUAUCUCACCCACAGGCGCUGGCUCAGACAGAACGAUCACUCGACAACCUCACCCCACGCGCGGCACGUGAGGCCUUCCACGAUACGGCGGCUGCAGCCGAGUAUAUAGCCGCAAAUAACCUCCAUGACACUGCAGCUGUGGCGAGCGCACGUGCCGCGGAGCUCUACAACCUCCAGAUUUUAGCUGACGGAAUACAAGACGACAAAGGAAACGUCACGCGGUUCCUGAUGUUGGCGCGUGAACCAAUCAUACCACGCACAGACAGGCCUUUCAAAACUAGCAUCGUCUUUGCGGCUCAAGAACACAAAGGAACCAGUGUCCUCUUCAAAGUCCUCUCGGCCUUCGCUUUCCGAAACAUCAGCUUGACGAAGAUCGAGUCGCGGCCGCACCACAACCGCCCUCUCAGGGUUGUCAGAGACGGGAGCUUCGGGACGGCGAAGAAUUUUGAGUAUAUGUUCUACGUUGAUUUCGAGGCGUCCAUGGCAGAAACACGUGCACAGAACGCGCUUUCAGAGGUUCAGGAGUACACGUCUUUCCUAAGGGUGCUGGGAUGUUACCCCAUGGAUAUGACGCCAUGGUCCAUGUCACCCACCGAAGAUGCAUGACUCAUUGAACAUAAAGUAAACGCACCAAUAAGUUUAUUAAAUUAGAAUUUCUUUUUAUGUGAAAAUUGUAAUAUACAAUGAAAUUAAACGAACAAUUAGAAUUUGUUUUCACGUGCUCAUUAGGAGAAUAUAAACUAUUUUAUCUUUUAUGUUAUUACAUACGAGAUAUCUUAAAGUGAUGGACGUUAAUGUUACGACAUCUCUCACUGAUUUUA
Molecule: messenger RNA, 2551 nt
Organism: Brassica napus (rape)
Lineage: Eukaryota; Viridiplantae; Streptophyta; Magnoliopsida; Brassicales; Brassicaceae
Product: arogenate dehydratase 4, chloroplastic-like
Exons: 1
Coding region: 1062-2336 (424 amino acids)
Biological process (GO): L-phenylalanine biosynthetic process
Cellular component (GO): cytoplasm; chloroplast
Molecular function (GO): prephenate dehydratase activity; arogenate dehydratase activity
Source: RefSeq, a predicted model, not a curated record